AUGGAGCAGAUGCGCACUGCUGCUCGCCUGCAGAGGAUUUUGGGGCACCUUGGCGGUUCCUCGAAUGAUAAAGAGACCCAAGGUGAGGAUGUCAGCUCAUUUUACCAGUAUACUUCAGAUAAUAAUGUGCUGAGCUUGGAACAGAGAAAAUUUUAUGAAGAAAAUGGAUUUCUUGUUUUUAAAAAUCUAGUAUCUGAUGCUGACAUUCAACGCUUUAGGGUUGCAUUUGAAAAGAUAUGCAGCGAGGAGUCCAAACCUGUAGGACUCAUUAUAAUAAGAGAUGUGUCCUCUGUGGAAUCAGAGGAUAUACCAAGUGAGAAAACAAUUGCAAGGAUUCAAGAUUACCAGGAAGAUAAGGAGCUCUUUAGAUACUGCACUCUCCCAGAGGUUCUGAAGUAUGUGGAGUGCUUCACUGGACCCAAUAUCAUGGCCAUGCACACAAUGCUGAUAAACAAACCUCCAGAUUCAGGCAGGAAGACUUCCUGGCACCCCUUGUACCAGGAUCUACACUUUUUCCCCUUCAGGCCCAGCAAUUGCAUUGUUUGUGCUUGGACCGCCAUGGAGCACAUUGACCGGAACAAUGGCUGUCUGGCUGUCCUCCCAGGCACCCACAAACUUCCCCUUAAGCCACAUGACUACUCCCAGUGGGAGGGUGGAGUUAACAUUUUCUACUAUGGGAUCCAGGACUAUGAUCAGGACCAUGCCCGAGUGCACCUUGUGAUGGAGAAGGGAGACACUGUUUUCUUCCACCCAUUGCUCAUCCAUGGAUCUGGUCGGAAUCAAACUCAAGGAUUCCAGAAAGCAAUUUCCUGCCAUUUUGCCAGUUCUGAUUGCCACUACAUUGAUGUGAAGGGCACCAGUCAAGAACAUGUUGAGAAAGAAGCCGUGGGAAUAGCAGAUAAAUUAUACGGAAGUGAACACUCUGUAAAUUUCCUGGAUAUUUGGAUGUUUCGAGCUCGACUUGUGAAAGGAGAAAGAAUCACUCUUUGAAACAGUCCUUGAUUAUAACUCUUUCGAAAGGAGAUGAAAGAAACAAGGAGUCUAAGACAAAUGUUUUCAUAUGGGAUAAUGUAAUGUUUUCUAUCACUUGGUAUCAAAAUCAAGAAACACGCCUUGGGAACUUCAUUUUGCAGAGUUAAUUUUGCAGUGCAGUGAUGUUACAUUAGUGGAAGUAAGAACAGUAAAAUGAAAUAUAACUAUUUUCAGAAAAACUGGUUUGGGAUUACAAUCAAUAAAUGUCGCCUCUGAUUUAA
This is a messenger RNA of Ictidomys tridecemlineatus (thirteen-lined ground squirrel), 1253 nucleotides long. NCBI's taxonomy places the organism in Eukaryota, Metazoa, Chordata, Mammalia, Rodentia, Sciuridae. The record is from RefSeq and is a predicted model, not a curated record.